This is a messenger RNA of Notodromas monacha, 1203 nucleotides long. NCBI's taxonomy places the organism in Eukaryota, Metazoa, Arthropoda, Ostracoda, Podocopida, Cyprididae. The record is from the annotation of a GenBank genome assembly.
AUGCCAGUUGCUCGUGUAUCGCGACUUGGGNCCAGGAAAACCUGUGAGAAAAUAUCGGACAAUUUCUUACUUGUGAGCGCAGAAAAAGCGAUUUACUUGUUGCCCCUCUCGUCCGGAGAGUUGAGCUACGCGUUGCCGGCAAGAGGUGUUAAUAAAACUAUAGCCUUGGAUUAUUAUCCUGCUGGGGAUUCAAUCGUUUGGUCGGAUUCCAUUUCCAAGAAGAUCAGUAUCAUCAUGCGGAAUGGAACUGAAACCAAAGAUAUUGUUCAGGAUAAUUUGGGUCUCGUAACGGGCGUGAGUUUUGAUUGGUUUACGGAGAAAAUUUACUGGAUCGACGCCGAAAGGAAAUUCAUCGAAGUCUGCGAGCUGGAUGGCGGGAAUCGCGGUCUGGUAAUCUGGGAAAAUCUUUCGUCUCCUGGUAGUUUAACUUUAUCUCCCUUGGACGGAUUGAUAAUCUGGAGUGAUCCCGGACAACAAGUUAUCGAGACCGCAGUUAUGGAUGGCUCACAGCGAACAGUGAUCAUCAAGCGAGCCAAAAAUGCCUGGAGUUUGACAGUCAUGAAGUGGCGUAACAAACGUAGCGUAUUCUGGGUAGACCGAGACUCCAACACUGUCGAGGCUGCAUUUUUAGACGGAAGUGAACGUAGAGUCAUAAUGGGCAAUGAACCGUCGAGGAGACCAUUUGCUGUUGAAUUGCUGAAUGGGAGAAUGUAUUGGAGUGACGCGAAUGACGGGCUGUUGAGAAGUGCGGAUUUGAAGGACUUGACCGCUGGGCGAUUCGACAAGGCGGAGGUGAUGGAUUUCACUGCUGCGAAUGGAGAUGUUGGGGUGGCGCUGAGAGGAUUCAGUGUCAGUGGGAAUGAAAAGAGAACUACGAUAACGAAUCCAUGUCGAGUUGGCAAAACGAAAUGCUCCCAUCUGUGUCUAUUAGCAUCCUCUGGAAAUUCAAAGCAAGGCGACGGGAGGCAAUUGCGCCCGAAAUGCGGCUGUCCCACGGGUUGGAGCCUUGGCCCGGACGGAUUUACUUGUCAGGAUUGGCAACAAAGGGAUACCUUAAUCGUUGCUAACAGGACUGAUAUACGGCUGAUUCCCCGUGGAUUGCCGUAUCACACUGACAUCGUAUUGCCUAUACAUUGUACGAUGAAGAACGUCGUUGGAAUCGAUGUGGACGCAGCCACCGGUAAUCGUGCUUUCUUCUCUUGA